Molecule: messenger RNA, 1651 nt
Organism: Hippocampus comes (tiger tail seahorse)
Lineage: Eukaryota; Metazoa; Chordata; Actinopteri; Syngnathiformes; Syngnathidae
Gene: hs3st3l
Product: heparan sulfate (glucosamine) 3-O-sulfotransferase 3-like
Exons: 3
Coding region: 323-1405 (360 amino acids)
Molecular function (GO): [heparan sulfate]-glucosamine 3-sulfotransferase activity
Source: RefSeq, a predicted model, not a curated record
AUAAACCAUGCUGGAGAGUUGCAGAGUAAUUCCGCGCAGGGGGAUAGAGCAACAAACACUCUGCUGGUUUCGAAUUUAUGAUUAAGGUUUACUGGUCACCACAGGGACUCUGGAGUCCUCUAUGCGAAAGUAAAUCAAGUUUGAGAAAGCGACAAAUUUCGUGUGAGUGACUAAUUGAUGCGUACCGGACGCCGAAUGGAUGGCAGCGCACAAGACGAGACUCCCUGAAAGAGUUUUCUUUUCUCAUAGGAGCGUGAAUAUGCAGGGAUGUGAGCCGAACGCGAGGUAGAAUGGCUUCCCUUCCUACAUGGAUCUCUGAGGAAUGGCAGCUUUUUGCACUCGUCAUCACCAUCUUCCAAACGCGGACUUGCGGAGACUUUUCCACCGGCUCACCAUCGCGUCUUCUCUGAGUAUCCUCUGCUUCUCCCUGGUUUACCUCCUUGCCGGAUGCUGCCAGUCCGGGCUGGUGGAAAACUCUGACAGCAAGCCAAACGCGCUCGGGUUCCUCACGCCGGGAUGGCCGUACGAGAGGAACGUCACCGGGGCUUCCAAAGUCGCGUCAGUGGGCGAUGGUGCGUUCGCGGCUCAAACCGGGAUGGAGUCGAACAGCUCUGGGAAAGAAUGGACGGCCACGCGCAGGUUACCCCAAGCUCUGAUCAUCGGGGUUAAGAAGGGAGGAACGAGAGCUCUGCUGGAGUUUCUGCGGCUCCAUCCUGACAUCCGGGCUCUUGGUUCCGAACCGCACUUCUUUGACCGGCAUUACGCACGCGGACUGGACUGGUACAGGAGUAUGAUGCCCAAAGCGCUGAAUGGCCAGAUCGUAAUGGAGAAGACACCGCGCUACUUUGUUACCGUGGAAACACCAGCGAGAGUCCACGCGAUGUCACAAGAGGUGAAACUGAUCGUGGUCGUGCGGGACCCGGUGACCCGAGCUAUAUCCGACUACACGCAGAUCAUCUCCAAGACACCUGACAUCCCUUCUUUUGAGAGCCUCGCCUUCAAGAACCGUACCACAGGCCUGAUUGAUGCUCAGUGGAGCCCUCUAUGGAUCGGCCUGUACGCCCAGCACAUGGAGCGGUGGCUGGCCUGGUUCCCCCGGAGUCAAAUGCAUCUGGUCAGCGGUGAAAGUCUCAUCACUGAUCCAGCUGGGGAAGUGGGGAAAGUCCAGGACUUUCUGGGUCUCCAGAGGAUUGUAACAGACAAACACUUCUACUUCAACAAAACAAAAGGCUUCCCUUGCCUGAAGAAACCCGAGGGGAGCAGUAAACCCCACUGCCUGGGGAAGACCAAAGGGCGGACGCAUGCUUCGAUCGACCCGGAAGUGAUGCAGAAACUGAGGGAUUUUUACAAGCCUCAUAACCAGCAUUUCUACCAGAUGGCGGGGCAGGACUUUGGAUGGCAGUGAAAAUGUCAAUUAGUAUUUUGUUAGCACAGUAAUCAUUCAUUAAUUGAGAAACAUUUUCUCUGAAACCCAUGAAUAUACACCAAUGCUCCUUUUCCACUGUACGGAACUUAGUCUUCUCUCCGCAACACUUCUAUUGACAAAACAAGCUGUAUUUGUUGUACGGUAGCUAUUCAGCCGGGGUUCCAAGCACACUGAGUAUCCAUGAUACAUGACGAGAAAUGACAAAAAUAAAUGCACACUUAUGUU